AUGGCUCCAGCCACACCAGUCAUCAUCGGCGUCGCCGACGUCAAGAACCGCUCUGUCCAGGUCGAAGACGCCCUCGAGCCCGCGCAGCUCAUGCUCGAGGCCAUCCGCCAGGCCAUCCAGGACACGGGUCUCGAUUCUGCCUCCCAGCAACAGCUGCAGUCGCAGAUCGACAGCAUUGACGUCGUCCGGACGUGGACCUGGCCCUAUCGCGAUCUGCCGGGGCUGCUGGCGGAGAAGCUGCGCAUCCAGCCUGAGCAUCGAUUCUGUACCGACCAUGGCGGCAAUCAGCCCGCGAAGCUGCUGGAUGAAGCCGCCCGGCGCAUUGCCCUGGGGAAGACCAAGGUUGCCGUCAUCACGGGGGGAGAGGCUCUAGCCUCACUGGCCGCCUGCGCGAAAGCCAACAAGCUGCCUCCCCCUGGCUGGACAGCGCCAGACAAGCGCGUCGAGUCGGUCUUUUCUCCCUCGACCCUGGCUCUGGGUGAAGGUAUGCUGCAGACACUGACCUCCUAUGUGCAAUUGACACUCACCACAUCGGCGCGAGCAACAGACCUCGGUGGAAUCCACUCCAUCGGCGCCCCGAUCCACGUCUAUCCUCUGUACGAGAACGCCUUCCGCGCGUAUCGGGGCCAGUCGAUCCGGGAAAACAAUGCCGAGUCGGCCAGACUGUACGCCCAGUUCAGCCAGGUCGCGUCGCAGAACCCUUACUCCUGGAACUACGGCAAGCCAGCUGACACGGCGGAGUCGAUUGGCACCGUGUCCAAGCGAAAUCGCAUGAUCUGCUUUCCAUAUCCCCUCCUGAUGAACGCUUUCAACACCGUCAAUCUAGCAGCCGCCUGUCUGCUGACAUCGACGGAGUAUGCGCGACAACUGGGCGUCCCGGAAAGUCGAUGGAUCUAUCCGUUGGGUGGUGCAGGGACGAAAGAUAGUGACUGGUUCUGGGAACGACCGAAUUUCUUCACCAGUCCGUCCAUCUCCCGCUCGCUGGACGAGGGACUGCGCUCGUCGGGGUUGAGGGCAGAGGAUAUUGACCUGUUUGAUUUUUACUCAUGCUUCCCCAUCGUCCCCAAGCUCGCCUGUCAUCAUUUAGGGCUCGAUAUCCUGAACCCUGAAAAGCCGAUUACUCUGCUGGGGGGACUGACGUCUUUCGGGGGCGCAGGGAAUAAUUAUUCCAUGCACGCCAUCACAGCAAUGGUCCGCAAAUUGCGAACAGGCCCAGCUACCAAUGGCCUGAUCCUCGCCAACGGCGGUGUCCUGACCUACCAGCAUGUCGUCUGUCUGUCGUCGAAGCCUAGAAGAUCGUCAUCGUCCUACCCCGACAGAAACCCCCUCCCGGAGGUUAUUACUGAUGUCCCUGUUCCACCGAUCGCUGCCCAGGCAGAGGGCGAGGCUACGAUAGAGACCUACACCGUCGAAUUCAACCGCUCCGGCUCCCCAGAGAAAGGCUUCAUUGUCGGCCGCCUCAAAGAUACCGGCGAGAGGUUCGUCGCCAACCACGCUGAUGCGGAGAGUCUGGCUAGGCUGGCUGGCUCGUCUUCUUCGAGCGAGUUCGAGCCCAUCGGGCAGACGGUGUUUGUUUUUGUGGAAGAUGAAGACGAAAAUGAAAAUGAAAGUGAAAAUGGGAACGAUAAGAGAAGAAAGAAGGCGAGAAGGAGGAGGAAUCUGUUCUCCUUUGAGAGGAGGGAAAGCAAGGGGAAAGGGAAAGGAUUGUCUGGGGCGAAGUUUACAUGCAUGCAUAUCUGA
Molecule: messenger RNA, 1740 nt
Organism: Rasamsonia emersonii CBS 393.64
Lineage: Eukaryota; Fungi; Ascomycota; Eurotiomycetes; Eurotiales; Trichocomaceae
Product: Thiolase
Exons: 8
Coding region: 1-1740 (579 amino acids)
Molecular function (GO): acyltransferase activity
Source: RefSeq, a predicted model, not a curated record